Amaranthus tricolor (Joseph's coat) is the source of this 1889-nucleotide messenger RNA. RefSeq names its product ribosomal RNA small subunit methyltransferase, chloroplastic. Gene Ontology annotation, cellular component: mitochondrial matrix. The record is from RefSeq and is a predicted model, not a curated record. Gene Ontology annotation, molecular function: rRNA (adenine-N6,N6-)-dimethyltransferase activity. NCBI's taxonomy places the organism in Eukaryota, Viridiplantae, Streptophyta, Magnoliopsida, Caryophyllales, Amaranthaceae. Gene Ontology annotation, biological process: rRNA methylation.
UUUUUUUAAAAAAAUAUUUUUUAGUUGAAGAUUCAUUCUAGUUUUGAUAAAUUAGUCAUCACUUCAUCACCAAACAAACUAUAAUGCUGUCAUUUGCUCAAAUCUCCCCGCCAAAUUCAAUACCAUUUACCUUUAGCUUAAGCAAUCAAAAAACUUCAUCAACAAUCUCAACAAAAUUCCCCAAUAAACGAAGAACCUCAUUCAUAGUCUGUGCUGCAAACCCAGAUGAUUACCAUGGUACCCUUAAAGCUCUCAAUUCCAGAAAACGUUUUCCCAGAAAAUCUCUGGGUCAGCAUUAUAUGUUAAAUAAUACCAUCAAUGAACAGCUUGCUUCUGUUGCUAAUGUGAAAGAUGGGGAUUUGGUUCUUGAAAUUGGACCUGGUACGGGGUCCUUAACGAAUGUUCUUAUUGAUUCUGGUGCUACUGUUUUGGCUAUAGAAAAGGAUACACAUAUGGCUGCCCUUGUUAAGGAUCGAUUUGCAGCGACAAACCGCCUUAAAAUUAUACAAGAAGACUUCACAAAAUGUCACAUACGGUCCCAUUUAUCAUCUUUGUUGGAAAGUAUGAAUUUGGAAGGCACGGGAACAAGACAUGCCAAAGUUGUUGCGAACAUACCUUUCAACAUAAGUAAAGAUGUGGUGAAGCAGCUUCUUCCUAUGGGAGACAUAUUUUCAGAAGUUGUUCUUUUACUUCAGGACGAGACAGCUGUACGAUUGGUUGUAUCAUCUAUGAGAUCAUCUGAAUACAGGCCUAUAAAUAUAUUUGUGAAGUUCUAUUCAGAUCCAGAAUAUAAAUUUCAGGUUCCAAGAGCCAACUUUUUCCCUCAACCUAAUGUUGAUGGUGCCGUGGUUUCCUUCAAACUCAAGCAACCUUCAGAUUAUCCUUCUGUCUCAUCAAUCAAGAGUUUCUUCUCAUUGGUUAAUUCUGCAUUCAACGGAAAACGUAAGAUGAUAAGGAAUACACUUCAGCAUAUAGCCACAUCGUCAGAGGUCGAAGAAGCUUUAAAAACUGUGGGUCUUCCAGCCACUUCAAGACCAGAAGAGCUAACAUUGGACGACUUUGUGAAACUGCACAACUCACUCGUGAGCUCUUGACAUAACCGUAUAUUCCUAGCGAUUUGUAGUUUUCUACAUACAAAGAUUAGCUUCGAGGAUACACCAAGCAUUACGCAAAUAGUCGAUGUGCAGCAUAUUGUUGCAUACGGAGGAGCCAUUAUAGUUGAAUUUUGUGCUGAUAUAAAUCCCAGGUGCAACUAUCUGGGAAUAUAAAGCUUUUUCACUUCAGCAGUUCCGAGCUUGUUCAUAACAUUGCACGAGUAUGUCCAAUCUAAAUCGUAUUCUUGCACUUGCGUCUUAAUAUUUAACCUGUAAAGCGUACUACUCUCUCCAUCACAUUUAUUUUGCACCAAAUUUCUGGGUGUUUGACAAUUGACUGUUGGUUGUUGGCGAUUGGCUUUUUUAGUUGACUUGUUUGACCAAGUGGAAAUGCUGGCUGUUUUUGUUGGCUUUUAAACUAGCUAAAAAAAUCAGCUGUUUGUGGUGAUGUUUGGUAAAUUUGAGUAUUGACUGUUGGCUAUUUAUUAGAGAAAAAGUGAACCAAUAUGUCAAAAGUCAAACCAAAAAACUAACUGGAGUAGCUUUUUCAUUUUGGCUUUAAAGCUAGCUUUUCAGCUAUUUUAAAAGUCAUUUAUCAAAUAUUUUUGGUUGUUUGACCAACAACAGGACAAAAGCCAAAAUUCAACUAAAAAACUAAGUCAAAAGCCAUGGACCAAACCCUCCUUCUAUUUUGAUUUCUCUCAUUUCCUCCGUACUCUUUUUAAUUGGCGAAGAUCCUCACAAUUUUUUUAAUUCAUAAAUUCAAUCUCUCUUUAAUCUCAUCUAGUCAUUAAU